AUGAAACCUAAAGUGCAAAAUGAUUCGAGUAGUUGGAUCGAAAAUACAAAAUUAAAACAAAUCAUAAAGCAAAAUCGAACUACUAAUGACCCUUUGCAGUCUUCAGCAUCUACACAAUCGCCUAUUCCGUCACCAAUUAAUGAUGAGGAUGAUAGCACUGAUUCUAUAAAUUUAGAACAGGAACAAAAUUCUAUCUCUCUCGAAGGUAAUCCUAAUAAUAUUUUGAAUCAUAAAUCGACAGAAGAAAAGAAAUUAGAUGAUUUUCUGAAUCGAGUGACAAAAGAAAAGGUUAGUAAUUUGAUCAGAGAUCGAAAUCUGGAAAAGAAAAUAUUACAGAGUAAUGAGGAUCCCACUUCUGAGGAUAUUACAGCUGAGACUCAAAAAGAAAAACGAAAAUGCGUUAUUGAAAUGGCGUUGGAGUGGUGUCCUUAUUUAUCAUUGGAUCAUAGUAAUGAAUAUAGCGAUAUUUAUAAUUUUAAUAGUUCAGUACACUGUCCUAUAUGCAAUAAAGACCAUGAAAAAGAUAAUAUAAGGAAUAAUAUAAAUGGACAAUGGGGUAGUGGUGAUUAUGCCAAUACAGAAACUUAUCGUCUCAAAUGUUGGGAGGCUUGUCAGAAAUCAAUCCAAAUAGUAACUGUGAAAGCGUAG
This is a messenger RNA of Entrophospora sp. SA101, 648 nucleotides long. Lineage: Eukaryota; Fungi; Glomeromycota; Glomeromycetes; Entrophosporales; Entrophosporaceae. The record is from the annotation of a GenBank genome assembly.